Neurospora tetrasperma FGSC 2508 is the source of this 1095-nucleotide messenger RNA. RefSeq lists its product as uncharacterized. The record is from RefSeq and is a predicted model, not a curated record. NCBI's taxonomy places the organism in Eukaryota, Fungi, Ascomycota, Sordariomycetes, Sordariales, Sordariaceae. Gene Ontology annotation, biological process: regulation of transcription by RNA polymerase II. Bases 1 to 1095 code for a protein of 364 amino acids. Gene Ontology annotation, cellular component: nucleus. The transcript is spliced from 2 exons.
AUGGACCACCACCACCACGACGCUGGCUUUCUCGACUACCCGCCUUCUGCUUUCACCGGUAUCAGGUCUUCCUACUCCUUUGCCUCCAACGGCCCGUUCACGCCAUCAUCCGGCUCGUCCACGCCUGCUCGCCACAACUCAAUGGACUUCGGCCCGUCGUCUUUUGCCCCUCCGGUGGACAAUGUCUUCACCCCGCCGCCUUCUUCCGUGUCUGCCUACUUUCCACUCAACAUGAAAGCUGGAGAUGGCUCCGACUUAUUCGCACCCGGAAUGCCUCUCACACCUUCUCGAACCCAAGUCAACAACAACGUUCACCCAAUGCAAUACUACAAUGAUGUCGCAACCCAUUUUACAUCACCUCAGCAGAUGGACUACUAUACGUUCCACAAUGGCCUGGCUCCUUCACCUCUCGCUCCCAGCCCUGCUGUACAGGCAAUCCAGCCUGGCAACACAUACGAUGCGUGGUCUGUCUGGGGACAAGCGGAAAGCCCCAUCUUCAGCAAAUUUCUCUCGCCAUCGUCAAGCUCUUGCCGGUCAGUCUCAAGAGUAAAACAAGAAGGCGACAUGUCUCCCAUGUCGGCUGGUGGACACUCGUAUCCUUCGCCCACAGAAAAGAGACAGCUUUAUGUCGAAGAGGCUCGGCAAAAAACCACAGCUCUCCAAAUGAUCCAACGCGAUGCCCCUUUGGCUCCGCGCCCCUCCAUGCACAUGAACGGAGAAGGCAAGCCAGAGCACGAAUCACACAACCCAUAUGGGCCCGGGUCGAUACUCAUUGACCCCAUUCAGAGGGUCUCUGCCAGAACCAACAUCUGCGAUUACCCAGGCUGUGGGAAAACAUACAGGCGGUCGGAGCACCUCAAGAGGCACAAGACAAAUGCUCACUCGGAAGUCCCAGUAUGGUAUCCCUGCAGCUUCUGCGACAAGAAGUUCAACCGACCGGAUAACAGAAGACAACAUCUCGGGCUCCACGCCAAGCCACGGCCCACCAAGAUGAAGGGCGUCAAAUAUGCUCCCAAGGCCAAGGCUGCUCUGGAAGAGGAGCUGAAGAACAUUCCUCGACGGAACAAGAAGCCCAAAUCCGAGCAUCACGCCUAG